CCGUAGUGAAAACACCUGUAUUGUGCCACGUCACACGUGAAUCGUAACGCGAUCGAAAUGGCAGCGGAAACUUACGGUCACCGAAUGAUUUAUUCUGAAAAAGACAUGUUUACCUCCGACGUCAUGAUGGAAUAUUCGACGGAAGACUGUUACUUAUCCUGGCCCAGAUCCCCUGACUCUGGAAGAUCGAGUUUGGAACCAACACCUUCGCUUGAUGGCAGUAUUCACCAAGACUCCUCGCACAUUGCGUACAGAGGAUUAUCCAGAGAUAUCCUUGAAGACAGCAUCGAAGACGAUGGUUUAGAAGGCUCCGGGAAGAGAAGAGGACGUGCAACUAGUGCCGCUGUGUUAAGAAGAAGAAGAUUAGCAGCUAAUGCCCGUGAAAGGAGAAGAAUGCAGAAUUUGAAUAAGGCCUUUGACAGACUUCGAGGACAUCUGCCUUCUUUGGGCGCUGAUCGUCAGCUCUCCAAGUACGAGACGCUACAGAUGGCCCAAACCUAUAUCGCAGCUCUGUACGAACUGCUGCAAUAAGUAGGUAUAGUGUUCGUUUUUAGUUUGCCAAAUUUUCUGUAUAUUGUGCACAAGUUUAUAGUGAAGGGGCUACGUAGAAAUAUUAUACAGGGAUAUUUAUUUAAGUACCAGAUAAUACUCAGCGUUACCAAUUAGGGGUUAAUUUUUUUUCGUAUUGCGGCUACGUGUUUUGGUGUCAUGUGUCGAAUUUUACGCUUAUUAAUUAUAGUAUCUUUUUAUUGUAUUUUUAGUUUUAAGUAUUCCACCAGUAUAAUCCGUCCUACCGAUAGUUUUAGUAAGUAAGCCCCAUCAUCUUGCCAACUAUAGUAUUAUGUUUAGAGGAUUAGGAUAUCGAGCCAGUAUUGUUGUUAAAACUAUUAGAUAGUAGGCUGUUUGUGUAUAUUCGAUUUUAGAUGCAAUGUUUUGUAAA
This is a messenger RNA of Plodia interpunctella (Indianmeal moth), 940 nucleotides long. Its product is annotated as protein atonal-like. The transcript has a single exon. Gene Ontology annotation, molecular function: E-box binding; DNA-binding transcription factor activity, RNA polymerase II-specific; protein dimerization activity. The record is from RefSeq and is a predicted model, not a curated record. Gene Ontology annotation, biological process: positive regulation of transcription by RNA polymerase II; sensory organ development; axon development. Gene Ontology annotation, cellular component: nucleus. Lineage: Eukaryota; Metazoa; Arthropoda; Insecta; Lepidoptera; Pyralidae. The coding region runs from base 58 to 531 and encodes 157 amino acids.